GGCAUCUUAACAAGCACAACGAUUGAGAGAAAGAUCGACCAAAAACUCUCUUUUGCCUAGAAAAAAAAGUAGGUCUCACACAAUGGCUUCUUCUUCUUCUUCUUCUCCUUCUGUUAUAGGACUGACCCGAACGGGACCGCAAGUGUUCAUCAACUUCCGGGGACUAGAUAUUCGCAGAGGCAUUCUGAGCUUUCUCGUGCCCGCUUUGAGCAAAGAAAAUGUCAACGUCUUCAUAGACGAUCGAGAGGUGAGGGGAGAACACCUUACAAACCUGUUUCAAAGAAUCGAGGAGUCGAAGAUCGCGCUGGCAAUAUUCUCCGAGAAGUACUCAACGUCAGAAUGGUGCUUGGACGAGCUAGCCAAGAUCUAUGAAUGCGUGAAGAUCGAGAAACUUAACGUGAUCCCAGUCUUCUACAAGGUCAAGGUUGCUUCUGUUAAAUAUCGUACUGGAGACUUCGGUGAUCAGUAUAGGAGACUGAGGGGAAAACAUAACGUAGCAGAGCCAGCAAGAGUCCAGAGCUGGAAAGAUGCCUUGAUGUCCGUUCCCUUGUUCUUUGGCUUGUCGAUGUCGGAAACUAGUGGCAAGACCGACAAAGACUUCGUAGACGAAAUCGUCAAAGAGGUAAAAAAAUCGCUGGAGGAAAUUAAGGCCAGAAAGCCCGAAGCAAUUCAGGAAAGACAUCCCGAAGCGAUUCAGGAAAGACAGCAACCUGAAGCAGCUCAGAUACGACAGGCGGUUGUAGAACGACAGGGUAACAUGAUCAAUGUAAGGCAACUCAAGAUAAGCAGCUCGUUCAAUGCCAGAUAUUGGACCUUUGUGUCUCUAUCCGAGUCACCCAAUGAGGUGGCCAUUGAAGUUGCAAAGAUGAGAGAAUGUCCUUAUCUAGAUGUGUGCGGAAAGUUAGAUACCAAAGAACUUACAUCGGGGACAAAGUACGAGGUGGUGUUCGUGGUGAAAGUAGAGGAUACAAUGUCUAGAUGGGAUUAUCCGGCGAAGGUACAACUGAUGGUACCCGAUAAGGAGCUGCAAGAGCGGGAACUGCAGUUUGUUGAUCUCAUAAAAAACGAGUGGGUUGAUAUUCAGGCUGGAGUUUUCGUUGCGCAGCCGCAUAAGGAGAAGGUCGCUUUCUGUUUGUAUCAGCAUAACGCUGACAAGAAGAUGACGGGGCUUCAGGUUAAAGGUGCUAUAGUUCGUCCAAAGGAGUAAGUCAAAGGCAUGCACAAGCCACGUACACGCUGAUGAAUAAUGGUUGAGUGACCCAUCUUUAUAU
This is a messenger RNA of Thlaspi arvense, 1271 nucleotides long. The record is from the annotation of a GenBank genome assembly. NCBI's taxonomy places the organism in Eukaryota, Viridiplantae, Streptophyta, Magnoliopsida, Brassicales, Brassicaceae.